CAACUGGUUAAUUUACGUAAUGUCUGUCACAGAGUUUAUCACCCCAUUUUAUAAUAUAGCUACAUUGUUACAAUGAGUUAGCGCUACAUUUAUGAAACACGGUGGAAUUUAUAAUACGCGUGUUACAGGAAACGAUUGCCAGUUUGUAUCAUUGCGCAUAGGCAAAAUCGCAUAACUGCCAGCCGUGAUCGAAGAAUCAGAGUAGAUUCUGUGACAUGUCAUUGUCAAAGUAGUUUAUUUGCACAACAGUAAUAGCUUAUUGUCUCUAGCCUACUUAUAACCUGCAAUGCGGCUCUCACUCGCAUGCCUCAAAAAGCCCAUUCUCCAUGGAUAUUUCAGGAGUUCAUGUUCUUGGAGGGUUCGAAUUGCUUUUGCUCUGAAAGGUAUUGAAUUUGACCAAGUCCCAGUCAAUCUUAUCAAAGAUGGGGGUCAGCAGCUUACAGACCAAUACAAGGCGUUAAACUCUAUGCAACAAGUGCCUGCUGUCCAAAUUGAUGGCAUCACCCUGUCUCAGUCGCUGGCAGUGAUCCAGUACAUUGAGGAGACCAGACCAGGACCCAGGCUUCUCCCUGAAGACCCAAAGAAGCGUGCCCAGGUGCGCAUGAUCUCUGACCUCAUCGCCUCCGGGAUCCAGCCUGUGCAGAAUUUGUAUGUGCUACAGAAGAUUGGAGCAGAGAAGUUGCAGUGGGCGCAGCAUUUCAUUCAAAGAGGUUUUGAAGCCUUGGAGCCCAUUCUGAAAGAGACGGCAAGCAAGUACUGCGUAGGGGACGAGGUUAUUGUUCUGCUGAAAGGUGAAUUUGUCUCCCAGCGUCUGUUGGAAAGCAGACUCAACCAGGUUUCCCUCAGGGAUUUUGCCUGUGCUUAACUCUAUUCUGUUUUUUUUAUCCUAAAAAACUCCCUUGUCCUUGUCGAUGACAAGCAUACCCAUAACAUGAUGCAGCCAACACCAUGGUUGAAAUAUGAAGAGGGGUGUGUUGUUGUAUUUGCCCCAAACAUAACACUUUGUAUUUAGUACAUUAUUUUACAGUUUUACUUUUAGUGCCUUUUUGUAAACAGGAUGCAUGUUUUGGAAUAUUUUUAUUCUGUACACUUAGUAUUGUGGAGUAACUAGAAUGUUGUUGAUCCAUCCUCAGUUCUCCCAUCACAGCCAUUAAACUCUAUAACUGUUUUAAAAUCA
Messenger RNA from Oncorhynchus keta (chum salmon), 1177 nucleotides. RefSeq names its product glutathione S-transferase zeta 1 (gene gstz1). The coding region runs from base 287 to 865 and encodes 192 amino acids. The record is from RefSeq and is a predicted model, not a curated record. Gene Ontology annotation, biological process: L-phenylalanine catabolic process; glutathione metabolic process. Gene Ontology annotation, cellular component: mitochondrion; cytoplasm. NCBI's taxonomy places the organism in Eukaryota, Metazoa, Chordata, Actinopteri, Salmoniformes, Salmonidae. The transcript has 8 exons. Gene Ontology annotation, molecular function: glutathione transferase activity; maleylacetoacetate isomerase activity.